This is a messenger RNA of Wyeomyia smithii (pitcher-plant mosquito), 2657 nucleotides long. It is a transcript of the gene hfp, whose product is annotated as poly(U)-binding-splicing factor half pint. Bases 457 to 2289 code for a protein of 610 amino acids. Gene Ontology annotation, cellular component: catalytic step 2 spliceosome; precatalytic spliceosome. Gene Ontology annotation, biological process: regulation of alternative mRNA splicing, via spliceosome; mRNA splice site recognition; alternative mRNA splicing, via spliceosome. The transcript has 7 exons. The record is from RefSeq and is a predicted model, not a curated record. Gene Ontology annotation, molecular function: RNA binding. Lineage: Eukaryota; Metazoa; Arthropoda; Insecta; Diptera; Culicidae.
AUUUUGCAGACUCCGACAUAGAACAGAUUAUUUCCCUGCUACUACUACCGCUACCACAGCAUCCACACAGAGUAUAAGUGAAAAGUAAUUACAAUUGAAAAUAUGGCCGAGCGAAACCGUACCAUGCGAACUUUGAAACGCUCGGAGACAGAGAUUUUGAACGAAAAAAGGAUCUCUAUUUCUCUUGUAUAUUUUUUCUGUUUUUGUUUUCGUUCUUUUUUAUCUCUCGAACAUUCUACCCCCCGAUAAAAAGACACGAAACAUUGACUGUGUUCCCCCUCUGCCCCACUACUACUUCGAGAUCAUAUUCGACUGAUAUUAACCUCUACUACACAGCGACUACCACGCUUCCCACAGAGGUGCGAAGUGCGGCAUAAAAACUCAUAAUCUGAAAGGGGAUGCACACGCAGAAAAGACCAGAUCGUUCACCACACAAACGUGGCUCAUAUCGAUGUGAUGAAACCUGCUGAAAGCCCGAAGCUAGCAGGGAUCGAUUCCAUGAUGCUGAGCCGACCACGGGCGACAUCUACAGCCCAGAAAUUAAAUUCGAAAAUCCCGGCGUAUAUUGCCCAACCGGUGUACGAUUUACGCCAGUCAGGAGAUGUCGCGUUCGGUCCAGGAACACGCUCUGCUCUUCUGGGUAUAUUGGGUGGAGCUUUACCACGUUUGACCACCGAGCAGCAUGAACUGGUUACGCGUGCUAAAAAAUAUGCCAUGGAACAAAGCAUCAAGAUGGUUCUGAUGAAGCAGACUCUUGCCCAUCAGCAGCAGCAGUUAGCUAGCCAGCGCACUCAAGUGCAACGACAGCAGGCACUGGCAUUGAUGUGCAGAGUUUACGUUGGCAGCAUAUCAUUCGAACUUAAGGAAGAUACUAUCCGAGCUGCUUUUCUUCCGUUCGGUCCUAUCAAAUCAAUCAACAUGUCUUGGGAUCCAAUAACUCAGAAGCAUAAAGGUUUCGCCUUCGUUGAGUACGAAAUCCCAGAAGGAGCACAACUGGCUCUAGAGCAAAUGAAUGGAGCUAUGUUAGGAGGGCGCAACAUCAAGGUCGGACGACCAAGCAAUAUGCCUCAAGCGCAGCAAGUUAUCGAUGAAAUUCAGGAGGAAGCGAAGAAUUAUAAUCGUAUCUAUAUCGCAUCUAUUCAUCCUGAUCUGACCGAAGAGGACAUUAAAAGCGUUUUCGAAGCCUUCGGGCCUAUUGUCAUCUGCAAGAUGUCCCAGGGUAGUGCUGCACAUACGCACAAAGGAUACGCGUUUAUCGAGUACCAAACAAAUCAAUCAGCGAUUGAGGCGAUCGCAAGCAUGAAUCUCUUUGAUCUUGGCGGGCAGUUACUAAGGGUCGGUCGUUCUAUAACACCACCAAACGCGCUGAUGGGUCCAGCUGCUAACUCGGCGAUGCCAACGGCUGCUGCCGUCGCUGCAGCUGCUGCCACAGCUAAAAUCCAAGCUAUGGACGCCGUUGCAACCAACGCCGUGCUGGGUCUGUCGGCUGCAACGCCGACCCUAAAGGUCGGGUUAGGGGCCCUUCCGAUUACGCAGACGAUUACCACGGCUGCCAACGCAAACCUGGUUGCGCAAGCGCAGUUAGCAGCUGCAGGGCAGGCGGCGGUAAUCACGCAGCCCGGAUUACUCGUUCCACCAGUAACUAAUGUAACCAGUUUGACAUCAUCGCUGCUCGUUAAUCCGGUUUUGGCUAGCGCAGCUAAACCACUGCAAUCAGUAUUGAGUGGAGCUAAUCCGGCUGCGGUUGCUGCAGCAACGGCCGCCGCUGCAGUCGCUGCCGCUGCUGCUGCGGCCAACCCGAAUGCCACGGCCGAAGAAGUACUCAAGAAGGCACAAGAAAAGCAGCAGGAAGAACUGCAGAAAAAACUGCUGGAAGAAGGAGAACCGCAGACGUUACAGCAGCAGGAAACUAUGUCCAUCAAGGGGCAGAGUGCACGUCAUUUAGUAAUGCAGCGUCUUAUGCGCCCACGCGAAAGUAAGGUCGUUAUUCUGCGUAACAUGGUUGGCCCAGAGGACGUAGACGAAUCGCUGCAGGAAGAGAUUCAGGACGAGUGUGGUAAAUAUGGAAUUGUGGAGCGGGUCAUUAUCUACAAGGAGCGCCAAUCCGAAGGCGAUUAUGCCGAGGACGACAACACGGACGUAAUUGUUAAAAUUUUUGUUGAAUUCUCACAGGCCACCGAGGCAGAUAAAGCCCGCGAAGCACUCCACGGUCGCUACUUCGCUGGCCGACUGGUCAAGGCAGAAUCAUACGACCAAGCGCUCUUUGACCAUGGCGAUCUUUCUGGCUAAAGACGCAAUCAAACGACGAAGAGCGUGACCACACUCUGAUCCAUGUUGAAUCCCCGAAUGCGAAACUUUUCGUGUCCCAUACAAAGCUGCAACAAUUAAGUGUAUUUCAACCCCCCAGCGUCAGGAUUAAGAAGAAAGUGUAUAACCUAUUUUACUAUUCAAUAUUAUUCAAAUGCAUGAGAAAAAAAAUGCACAUACAAAAAGUAUAUAUAUCUAGACAGAAAACACUCGCGUUGGAUCACGUUAAAAUAAAUCUGAAACGAUUGAUUUUCAAAUCAUAAUUUAAUUCUAGUUUACUAAUUUAAUUGUACAUAUAAUACAUUCACGCUUCUUGCAAAGAACAAGCAAAUAAAUAUUGAAAAGUUCAA